GAAACACUGUCGACGUUCGUGUCAUUGCGAGUUCGAUUCGACAGUAUACCGCUGUACAUGGGAAUACCUGCUUAUAACUUCGGAAACCAUCGCACCUGAACAGCCAAUGAGAUGCGGAGGACGGUAAUACAGAUAGCGCUGUGUCUGUUAGCGGUUUCACUAACGCACGGUGGGCCAUUCAACUGCUUACGAGCGAGCCAAAGUUGUCCUGCUGGCGCCACGUGUAGACCUGACGGCAAGUGUCAGUGUCCGUCAACACUCGAGGGAGAUGACUGUUCCAUAGUGAUAGCUGCCAAGGGUGGCCGAGCGUGUCGUCGAAUAAGGUGCAGGAACGGUGGGGUGUGUGUGAGGAGGGGCAGCGGGGCGGGGUGCGCGUGCACCGUCGACUACUAUGGGGUGGACUGUUCCUUCAAACGAUACAACGUCCUUUGUCAAGAUCAGGAAAUACUCUUCAACAUUAAUCCAGUCGGAACAUUCCAUGGGAGCGCUUUCCUGGAAAACAUGGAGCAUAAGUCUCAGUGCCGAGGGUUUCCGAUUUCGGACGAGGGUGUCGACGGAAUUCCCGAAUCGUGGGAGGGCUACGUUGUCCGGAUUCCUCAUAACAGCAUCCAUUGUGGAAGCAUUAUCGCCAGACCAUCACAGAGCGGUGACAGGUAUGUGUUCGAAAGGAAAAUAAUGGUCAGGUACGAAGAUUCGAUAAUUACUACAUAUGACGAUGUGUUCUUAGGAUUCUGUGAAGUGAGAAACCAGGUCGUAGUGAGAAGCAGAAAUAUCAGAGUGAAAGAUGACGAUCACACAGGGGGUGCGUCACUCCACCAGGGGUCAGCUGUUGUUGUCGCCGUCUGCGUGGUCGCCGCUGUCUGGAGACAGGGAUUCGACAGCUGGAUAAUAUUAUAAUCAUUCACGCAACACUGCACAUCUUGCGAUGGAAGCUCUUGUUUUGUUUUUUUAAGGUUACACUCCACCAUUAAUUACUCCAUGCAUAAUUACUGUGUGAGAACAUAUUCUGAGAAAAAUAUAACACUGUUAUAGCCAUGUUAGAGCCACGUGUCUACUAAUUUUAGGGUGUUUUCUCAACUGACAAUACCGUGUAUAAAAACCCAACAUACGUCGAUCACGAACUUUUCCAAUUGAUAUCCCUCAUGCCUCAUGACCGCCUCGUGUUGCUGUUAUACAAGUGGCACCAUACCACUUGCACAGUUGUUAUCAGUGAAUGUACUGCAUAUAACAACUAACUUCAAACCAAUGGGUUACUUACAUACUACAGAGGUCAACAUAGGUGUAAUCAUCAAAGAAAGAUUUCAAAAAGCUUAAUUUAAAAAAAAAAAAAAAAAAAAUUGGGGGGGGGGGGGAGGGGGGUGUUAUGAGGAAUUAUUUCCCAAACCAACCACAACAAGCAACUACAUGCCAAAUGGUGGUGUGUGGCUUUGAAGAUUGAGCGAUGAAGUUGUGUUUUGCUUCCCAGUCUAACACCAGUAGCGUGUAUUGCGUCACUGUUUGUCACCCAGUCACUGUUUGUCACCCGGGUGACAAACCGUGCAGGCACUGAUACACGAAUUGUCACCCAAGCGAGGCUGACAUAUUGUGUAGCGAUCGUACUUUUUUCGUAGAUCAGGGGCUGGUUUUACAAAGCGAUCUUAACGCUACGAUCACCAUAAAUGCACAAGGCGUUAAGAUCGCUUCGUGAAAUGGGGCCCAGAAACAUAAGCGUACGAGACGAGCAACUCUUCAAAAUUGGGCAAAAAAGAUAGAGAUAUUCGGGCACAUUGAGCUUGCCUGAAACCGUUUCACUAUGUGCUUCCAUCAUUCUACCCCCCAAUAUUCGUUUAACUCUGUGUACCCCAAUGCGUAGUGUUUCGAUUGCAAUCGUAUACAGCUGUUUGGCAGUAAUGCUAAUAUCAGUAAAUGCUGGUAUCUACAUUCGGGCAUAUUUGUUUAAUUCAGGCAAAAAUAAGCCUAAACCCACCCCUAUUCCCCUACAAAAAUGGGAGCCCGUACGCCUAUGAUCAUAAAAAUCAACUGACAGAUCGUAUUAGGGUGACACAUAGUGACGCAACAGCGUUUUCAGGAGGUCGAAUGCUCGCGGAAAAUUUGACUGGUACCAUUGUUUUCUAUCAUAUCAAAUUGAUUUAACAUUAGGCGCAAAAAAAAAAAAAAAAAAAAACCCAACCCAGUCUAGCAAGCGAUCGCGAUCGAUCGUCCUCCUGAACAUGCCCCAGCUACCGUUCAGGCUUAAUUAAACACGGUGCUAACUUUAUCAGCUGGUUUGUAUCAUAUAUAGUUAUUUAAAAAAAAAAAGAGUUGGCCCUAGUAAUUAGCAAUGCAUUUGGCUUUUAUUGUAUGUUUUAUAAUCAUCCUGCACAAUACUAGUUUUGACAUUUCCAAUGUAUUUUUGGUUGUCCUGGGCGCUAAAAUAACAUUAAGUGCACCAGAUAGUUAUGCACUUAAGGUGAUCUUAACGCUAAGUUCGCAACGUAAAACGAGCUCUAUUAACCCAGUCUUAGACACAUCCACUGGAGAAUCUCAGAUGAUGUGCCCAAGAUAGUCGUGACUGAACUUUCAGUGGAUGUCAGCACGAGCUCCCUUUUUUCAAGUUUGUUUGUAUUGAAUUUCGAGAUAGCGAGAAAAACAGAUGGGAGAGUUUAGUGAAUUAAUUGUAUGCGAAAUAAAAAUGUACGUAUCAGGAAAACUGGGGGUCAGCAACCUUAUUAAACCUAUAUAUAACAGAUGUAUCAAUACGACGUAUUUGUCUUCAUUUUAACUCACAGUGGAAAUUUUAUUAAAGAAAACAAUAUC
Messenger RNA from Gigantopelta aegis, 2796 nucleotides. Its product is annotated as EGF-like domain-containing protein 1. NCBI's taxonomy places the organism in Eukaryota, Metazoa, Mollusca, Gastropoda, Neomphalida, Peltospiridae. The record is from RefSeq and is a predicted model, not a curated record. The transcript is spliced from 7 exons. The coding region runs from base 112 to 897 and encodes 261 amino acids.